This is a messenger RNA of Suhomyces tanzawaensis NRRL Y-17324, 4608 nucleotides long. Its product is annotated as ubiquitin-protein ligase. Lineage: Eukaryota; Fungi; Ascomycota; Pichiomycetes; Serinales; Debaryomycetaceae. Gene Ontology annotation, cellular component: RQC complex; cytosol. The record is from RefSeq and is a predicted model, not a curated record. Gene Ontology annotation, molecular function: ubiquitin protein ligase activity; ribosomal large subunit binding; zinc ion binding. The transcript has a single exon. Gene Ontology annotation, biological process: ribosome-associated ubiquitin-dependent protein catabolic process; rescue of stalled cytosolic ribosome. Bases 1 to 4608 code for a protein of 1535 amino acids.
AUGUCGUUCCAAUUCAAUGGAGAUUUGGGCCAUGACGGCUUUCUGGUGACCUUGAACUACUUCGCAGGGUUGCCAGACCCGUCUGUGCUCUCGGACGCCAACCUUGUCAUUCUUUUCAAGUCUUUGCUCAAGAAAGACUCCAUCACCAAAGAGAAGUCGCUCAAUGAACUCAUCGAAGUGUUCGAUUCCGCCCAGGCGCCAGUGGCGUUGAAAGACGACCUCACCAUCAUCUCGUGGGUCCAAGUCUACGCCAAGUUGGCCACUGACAACUCGAGAACAGUCCGAAUCUUGGCCCAUCAGACCCAGGCCAAGUUUCUCCAGUUGGUGGGAGGCAAGUCCUUCAGCAAAUACCUCAAGAGCUCCAUUCCCAUCUGGCUUUUCGGGUUGUUUGAUAACGACCGUUUGGUCGCCACUGCAAGCUACAAGUCGUUGUUGCUGAGCUUUCAGAACGACAAAGACAAGAUCGACAAAUUGUGGAUCCUCUUCUACGAGCAGAUCGUGACCUUCAUAAUAACUGGCAUCGCCUUGGAAACAUCCGAGAGUUUGAGUGACAAGAGGUACACCAAGGAAUCAGACUCCAUUGGCAAGUAUGAGAGAGUGGUGGGUGGAUGCUUAAACAUGUUGAACAAAGUGAUCCAGAUCGAAUCGCCCAAAAAAGGGUUGACGGGUGAUAUCGAAACCUUACUCUUCAUGGAUAAUAUCUGGGAUUACUUGUCCACCUCCUUGAACAGCGAUACUUUGAACUUGGCGUUGUUCAAGUCAAUUCUUGCCUUGUUGAAAGGAUUGUUCAAAGAACCAUCGCUCCUUGCACAGUUUAAAGACCCCAAGGGUCUUUUCAAGCUCGUCUCCAAAAAGUUCAUCAAAAAUGUUAAGUUGAAGUCCAAAUCGGGCCCAAACUCAAAUGUAAUAUAUUCAUCCAUUAUUCUUCAGUUGUGGGAUAUUUUGAUCGUACUUACGGAGUUCGGUGCUCUGUCUAACGCAAAAGAAUUGAAAAUCAAGAAGUCAUUUUGGCAAUUGGGCGGGUCCAAGAGCUUUUCCAGAUUAAUAGAGUACCUCAAGAUGGGCCCCUGCAACCUGGAUCCAGCUUACUAUUCUAUCGUUGGCCAUUUCUUUGAAGUUCUUGCCAAGAAUCAUUCACACAUUGAAGACGACGAAUUUUUGGACUUCAACAAUGUUGAUGAUCUUGAGAUAAUCAUAAAGACUUUGUGCAAACAGUUCCAGUCGGCAUUGGCCAUAGAUUACAGGAUCAAGUCGUUUGAAUGCUUGGCCCGGGUUUUCAAAAUAUUUGAAGAGACAACUAAUGAUCUCCAGAGCUUGAAGCCUUUGGCUAAAUUAAUCAUAAUAACCGCGUUUGAAACGUUGGCAAAAUCGAAGCCAAUCGCUUCUCAAGCUAGCAAAUACCUGGCCAUGAACUCCAGUAUAGCAUUAUUCUUGGAAGGCUUAUUAAACUCAUAUUCCGAUAUACUUGAUGACUUCAACUCUUCUUUGAUAAAGCAUAUUGAAACCGGGACUUCGGACUAUCCUCCUUUGACAUACCAAAACUAUUUCAAGGUAUUGGCAACAUGCAACAACCAGGAGACCUUCGGUAAGCUAAGUAGCCAGGUUAUUGACUUGAUUGUGGAAGAUGACUCAAUCAAAUGUCCAGAAAUUGGUUUCCAGUUGGUUUCCAUUGGAUUGAAGGAAUCUCGGUCAGUUCCAAAGGAUAAAGUGGUGGAAUUGAUAGAAAUGCUUCCCAUGUUUGUCGAGGCAGACUUUGUUCAACCACCAAUAGACUUAUUAUCUGACUUUUUGGGAACAGGCACCGUUCCCAAUAACGAAAUCAUCAAUGAUUUUUACUUGAAAUUAUCCAUGGUGGACCAGUCUUCUGUCCCUAAGUUCAUAUUAUUGAUCAGCCAACACAUUCAUCUUAACCAAACCUCAUUUCCUGAAAUAGAGGAUUAUGUUUCUAAACUUUCGGAAAAAUCAAGUUUGAGUCAAGAUGAAAACAAAAUCGUUUAUCAGCAUAUAGAUGACCCUAUCAUCUUCGCCAACAUAAUCAAGUCAUGCUCAAGUGUUGAAAAAGCUAACGAGUUCAUCACCAAUUAUUCUCGCUUAGAAAAUAAGGUCUCACUUUCAGAAUACAAGGAUGACGAGUCUUUGAAACUGAUAAUUCAAAAUGGGUGGAAGUCAAUCGAACGUCCUGAAGUCCAAAGCUUUUUUGAUUCCAUUGAAUCGGAUAUUAUUGAAGAAAGUUUAUUCAAGUUCAUUGUCAAUGCAUCUUUCUCGAUGGAUUUCAACCCAAUUGCUAACUACUUGAAAAGCUCCAAAAUUGGAAUCCUGAGAUUCAACGAGUUGCUCCAACAGUCCUUGCAGACCCUUGAUAUCAAUUCAUUGGCAGUGUCGAACCCAUUACAACAAAACAUUGCUUUAGUCACUAUGCCAACUACUUCAAGCUCAGAACUAGAUGGAUCAAUUCUUGUGAUUGGAAAGUUUGUUCUUGAAUUGGUGAGAAUUAGUAAGGACAGAGACCUUGUCCUCCUAGGCUUGUUCAUUUCUGAAUAUAUCAAUGACUAUUUGUUCUUGAAGUCGAAGGCUGAGAUAAAAAAUGAUGAAGAAAUCCUUAAUCUCAAAACAGAGAUUAUCGGUGCUCUUCAUUACGUAUUUGAGCAAACCCAAUUGGAAGAUGUGCUCUCCAUCAAUUCCAGUGACUCUAUUAUCGAGUGGUUAAGUGAGGACAUGAAAUCCGGUCAAUUUAAUAAGUUCUACUCAGCAAGAGUUUACAAGCAUAUUGUUGACCGUGUCUUUGAAAACUUAACAUUCCAAGCUUUCGAAGACUCAAGUAUUAACUUCAACCAAAUGGUGAACUCCAACCCUCUUCAGUUGGCCGUAUUCCUUCAGUGUGGCUCCAAGUUUUUCAACACCAAAUCAUCCAAGUUCGAUAGAAUCCGGAACUAUGUUGCGGCAGAAAUUCUAGGUGUCAGAAGAACCGAUCAGAUCUUGAAGGAAGGAACCAAAUGGGUCAGUUUGUUAAUAAACUUUUUCAAUGCAGAGGAACCCUACGAAGUUGUUCCUCCUCAUAGGCUUGCAAUGAUUAUUAAUCAGAUCUCCCAAUGGUUGGAUUCUGACAUUGCCUACGACGAAGAGUUCAUUUCUAUGAGGGUGCAACUUGCUCAGCUUUUUACUGGAUUGAUCAAUAAUGUGCCUGAAUUGCUGGACAAGUUUUGGGAAAUGAGUCUCAGACUUGUUAAUGACAACUUGAGUAUAUGUGAAUCUGAGUUGGGAAGAUUGGACUUGAGGUACUUUACUUUGAAGUUAAUUCUUUUGGUCAAUAAGAAAGAAGUAGAAGGUAUUGAUGAGGUAAAGGAAGAACUCUUGGAACUUGUAUUGAACAAAGAUAUGAUUGAGAAAGAUAUCAAGAUCAACAACCAACCAAUUGACUUGGUCCAUUCUUUGAUUCAAAGAUUAUUUAAUCAAGUUGAGAUUCCUGCUAGGAUCGCAAAUGAGAAAAUCAAUCAACUAUAUGAGUUGCUUGCAACUUGUGAUUUCAUCCCCUUGCAGCGUAUCGUCGUAUCCAUUUUACAGAAACUUAUCCUAGUCAACCAGCAAGAUUUUGUUGUGGAAUAUCAAUUGAGUAAGUCAAAAUUGAGUGAGGAUGAAGAAAACUCAUACUUAGCAGUUUUGAACGAGACCUUAAUCAAGAACAUCAAUGUUUAUGUUGGGGAUAUUGACUCCUCCAGUCCUGUUGUCUCCAGAUACCUCUGGAGCUGGGUAUUGAUAUUUGCUCAUUUUGAAGACAUUACUUUCUCCAUGAAAGCCGAAUACAUUAACCAACUCAAGGAACUUGGGGUUUUUGAAAGAUUAUUUGAUUACAUUUUUGACCAGGUUGAUGUGAGUGACAAUAAGUUGAUGGCCAGCUUAAGCAUUGAAACUUCCUUGCAAUCAUAUGAUCCAAAGAGCCCUGCUGGUGAUUCGCUUCACGAUGAAUACCAAGUGCUCUUGCUCCACCUUUACUUCCUUUCGUUCAGAUUCUUGGGCUCCCAGAUCCAAACCUGGUAUAAUCAUAUUCGUGAUCGUCAAUUGAAACAAAAGAUCGAGAAGUUUUCUUCUGCUUCAGUUUCUCCAAUUUUGAUCACCAAAAUCUUAGACGAGGUGUCAAAUGCUAAAGCAUCCAUCGAAAGUAAGGACGAAAACCUUACUAUAAAAGUGAACAAAGUUAUCAACGAAAUCAAAUCUGUUUAUCUUAUUGAUGAGUUCACGAUGGAAAUGGUCAUCAAGAUUCCAUCAAUUUAUCCACUUGAGAAUGUCAAUGUCAGUGGUCCUUUGCGCUUAGGAGUAAAGGAAAAUCAAUGGAAGGCUUGGUUAUUAGCAUCACAAAGGGUUAUUUCAUUGACCAAUGGCUCAAUCAUGGAGGCGGUAGAAUUAUUCAACAAGAACGUCAAUCUCCAUUUCUCUGGAUUUGAGGAAUGUGCCAUUUGUUAUUCCAUCUUGCACCAAGAUUUGUCUCUUCCUUCAAAGACUUGUACCACAUGUAACAACAAGUUCCAUGCUGCUUGUCUCUACAAGUGGUUCAAGAGUUCUGGUAGUAGUACCUGUCCAUUGUGUCGGUCUCCAUUCAACUUCAAGAAGUAA